GCUCUGAUGGCGGCCGCGGCAGCCGCGGCCCGUGGCGGGGGCGGGUCGGGCGGCUCCGGAGGCAGCGGGGCCGGAAGAAGCGCGGUGGCCCGGGUGGGGCAGGUGCUAGAAGUCGUCCCAGGUUUGGAAGAUGUCAUCGCCCGCGGGAGCCCAGCUCAGUCCGCGCGACAGAGAAAGUGGAGAAGGGGGCGCCCCUGUGGUCCCACUGUCAGGAGUCGGGGCAGGCAAGGACGUGGGUGUCCUGCCAAGUGCCCCACACGGAGCAGGCCCCUCUGGCCUCCUUCCCCGGUUGGGGACAGGGACCCUCCGGGCACUUGUUUGUUGUGUCUGCCCGGCCGGCAGGCUGGACUGGACUCCUCCCUGCCCCUCCCGAGGUCGGGUUUGUCACCACCCCCGGUCCCAGGGGACAAAGGUCGAUUUGCGGGCAGGAAGUGCCCCGUGAUAAGUUAAUCUCUUGCCAGCCACUGCUCCCCGAGCCCUGCGCUAAUGGGGGGUUGCUCCCCCCAGGCAGGGGCAGGUGAAGUUUGGGGAACCUCGGGUGCCCGGCCGUUCUUCCGCUUGUCCCAAGGACUGUCUUGGUCAAAAUCUUUCCUGCCCGGGCUGUUUGUGGGGUUCGGCCCUUUUGGGGAACACACUGUGAAUGCCAGCUGGAUUGCAGUCCAGGAGCUGGAGAAGCUGGGGCUCGGUGACAGCGUGGACCUGCAUGUGUAUGAGAUUCCAGUGGAGUACAAGACAGUCCAGAGGCUCAUCCCCGCUCUGUGGGAGAAGCACAGUCCACAGCUGGUGGUGCAUGUGGGGGUGUCAGGCAUGGCGACCACAGUCACGCUGGAGAAGUGCGGGCACAACAAGGGCUACAAGGGGCUGGACAACUGCCGAUUCUGCCCUGGCUCCCAGUGCUGUGUGGAGGAUGGGCCUGAAAGCAUUGACUCCAUCAUUGACAUGGACGCUGUAUGUAAGAGGGUUACUACACUGGGCCUGGAUGUGUCAGUGACCAUCUCACAAGAUGCCGGCAGGUACCUCUGCGACUUCGCCUACUAUACCUCUCUGUACCAGAGUCACGGCCGCUCAGCCUUUGUUCACGUGCCCCCUCUGGGCAAGCCCUACAAUGCAGACCAGCUGGGCCGGGCACUUCAGGCCAUCAUCGAGGAGAUGCUGGACGUCCUAGAGCAGUCAGAAGGCAAACUCAACUGUUGCCACAAACACUGAUUGCUGCUCAGGCCUCCCAAGACCUCAUUCUGCCAGGGACCCUGAGAGAGACGUCCGCCCUCCAGGGCCUGACUGGGAAGGACGAGCCCAUCAGCUGGGGAUCUGUUUUGGAUCAAAUAUGCCAACUUACACACCUCCUCUCCCUUUUUCUCUGCAAAAGCACUGGUUGGUUCGAAGGCCGCAGUGAAGAUUUUUUUUCUCUAUUUCUCUUUGCAUCUGGGGAUACAGCUGUGGCAGCCAGGAAGCCGGGAGGUCCUGAUUUCUGCAGAGAACCCCGCUCAGGUGUCUCUAUUCCGUGAUCCCAUGGCUGGGGCUACCUGCCAUUCUAAGUCGGUGGUGGAGGGAUUCCAGAGUUCCCUCCGUCCGUGACUGUUUCUUCCCAAAUGUAAACACGUCAUGGAGACUCUCUACCCCGAUCCACGUCCCAGCAGCCUGGACAGCCCUGGCAAGGGCCGCCUUGGGACGUGGCAUGGCUUUUUUUCUUCUUUCUUAUUCUCUUUUUAAAAACAAUAGUGCUAGUUUGGGCACAGAGUAAUUUAUAUUCCCUUUGGUUAAAAUGCGGGCUUUAGCCAAACACAGAAGUGUCUUUUCUUUUUCCUGGGGUGCAGCCCCUUCAGCCUCCUGCCCUGAACACUGGACCUACAACUUUGUUUUGGGGGUGACAUUGAGGUCCCCUUGCUCAGGGCUUGUGGCACUGGGCCCAUGGCCAGACCACGGGGAGCGGGGGGUGGCUGGUGCCCCAGGAGACUGAAAGGGUUGGCUGACCCUUUCAACGACCGAGCUGUGAGCUGUACCCACGGGGCCACUGGGGCCGGGCUGCCGGUGGGAAAGCAGACUCUCAUUUCAACAUGCACAUGACUUUUUUUUUUUUUUUAAUGGAAAAGUGCAUAGGAGCUGCAAACCUACCCCACAUCUGACCUGGAUUUUCAGUCUUGGUGCUUGUUUUCCUUAAGGGGAGAGGGCCAAAAUGGAGUCUGGGGGCUGAGCUCCAUGCGUGCUGGUGUAUUUGAGCAGGAGAGCGGUGGGGCAGCCAGCAGGCUUCAUGUAGUUGGUUUUUGGAUGCGCCUAGGACACGGUAAAUUUUUAUCUCACUCCCUGGUAAAUUUUUAUCUCACUCCCUGGUGACUUUGAACUUAGCAGCAGGGUUGAGAGUGACAUCUCCCAGGAGGCAACUAAAUUCAGCUGGACCCUGGCACCCAUCAGAGAGAGGGGGUGGCAGAAGCAACCGUGAGGAAAACACACGUUUUGGAAGUAUCCUUCUAUUUUUUUGGAGAACGCGCAGUUUUAUCGCUUCACUAAGUGUGAAGCGUGCUGUAGUCUGAUGCUGUGUUGGAUCAUGUUGGUGUUUCCCAGCAUGCAGCUCUUUUGAAAACAGCUGAGAUUUUUGUUUUGUUUCGUUUUCUUAAACAUUCGCCCUCUUUCCCUGCUGUUCCGAUGCCCAGGGUGGUUGCUGCCUCCGUUGAGCUGCUGUGUCGCUUGGAGACCAGGUUGAUAGGUUUCUGAGUGAAAUGCAUUUUCUGAGUCCUGGGCUUUUUCUGGAGUGGAAAAGUGGGCACAGGUGGGUGACAUGGGGUCAGCAUAUGGUGGGUGUGUACCAUGGCCCGCAGGGUAAAAUGAUCAGGACCUAGCUCCCCUCUCCAUGCCAGCCCUCCAUCUGCCAGAAAUGCCCCCUCCACAUCCCUGGUCCGAGUUUGCAGUCUCCUGAGAAAUCUGGAGCAUAGGAUGUCAUGGCAUCUACUCACUCAGCUGGCUUCUGUGAGCAGAGGUUGUGGCUUUUUGAAUGCGGCGGGGGGCUCAAGGCCAGGGGGUCCCCCAGAGGUCUUAUGAAGAAUGGCAUCUGGCUCUAACUAGCUCUGUUCUCUAAAGGUCUGAUCUGUGGGGCUCUGAGGAGGAAAUGGACCUAGGCAAGCUGGAGUAGGGAGGGAAGACUGGAAGUGAGCCAGGUUUGAGCUUAGCUGGGUGCCCACGGAACCCAGACACACCAUCCCCAAACUCUGCAUUUUCAUCUUUCUUUUGUCCUCCCUUCUCUUCUCUGUUUAAAGCACCAUGUGGUUUAGCAACUUAGAGACAUAAUUUAUUGUCUGAUCAUUGUCGAGUGUGUGUGUGUCAUUUUUGUGUUCCUGCCAUGGUUUUAGAUUUCCUCCUCAAGUCAAACCAGAACCCUGUCCUUGUUCAUGAUACAGAGCACAUAGCUCAUUUUUGUUUAAUCAGAUAGCCAUUAAACGUUUCACUCGCUCCCUGCCA
This is a messenger RNA of Orcinus orca (killer whale), 3450 nucleotides long. It is a transcript of the gene PGPEP1, whose product is annotated as pyroglutamyl-peptidase I. NCBI's taxonomy places the organism in Eukaryota, Metazoa, Chordata, Mammalia, Artiodactyla, Delphinidae. The transcript has 5 exons. The coding region runs from base 487 to 1206 and encodes 239 amino acids. Gene Ontology annotation, biological process: proteolysis. Gene Ontology annotation, cellular component: cytosol. The record is from RefSeq and is a predicted model, not a curated record. Gene Ontology annotation, molecular function: pyroglutamyl-peptidase activity.